Messenger RNA from Elaeis guineensis (African oil palm), 2688 nucleotides. The record is from RefSeq and is a predicted model, not a curated record. Lineage: Eukaryota; Viridiplantae; Streptophyta; Magnoliopsida; Arecales; Arecaceae.
AGUUGCAGCGGAGUGCUGCGGUAGCCAAGUCAAGGGAGCGCUGGGAAACUCCUUCCAGAUACUCUCUGUUUAUUAUUUAUUAUUUAUUUGCUUAUCUUUAGUUUUAUUUAUUUAUAUGGUUCCUUGCCCGUUUAAAUCGAGUUAGAAUCUCGAGGAGGGUUAAUUGGUUAAUUAAUUAUCUUAUUAAUUAAUUAAAUUUAAUUAUUAUUCUAUUCCUCCCCACCGCUCGUUUGAAUUUUGAAAAGCAGACCUGCUCCGCUCCCCUCCUGCCAGCCGCCGCCGCUGCCUUCCGCGUCUGCCCCUUCUCCUUCUGCUGCUGCGCUCCCACUGCUCUACACACACUCUCUCCCCCGGGUCCUCACUCCUCCUCUUCGGUUUUCGAUUUUACGCUGCCUGAUGAGAGAGAUAGAUGCAAAUCGUCUAGUUUCCAGUGCAUAGGCAUUGUUGCUCCGUGACUGAACAAACGUGCGAGCCACCUGUCCAUGAACUUAAGAGGCUCCUUCCCUGGGUAUUGCUUGAUUUCUAAAAGGAUGCACUGUCCAAAUCUUCAGAUAGAUUCUGUGAAUGAGUACAAGGAUGGUCAUCCAUCCACAUCAGAGGUGAGCAAUUCUGUUGGAGGAGCUGGAGGCCUGAAGUCAUGUGCUAGAAAAUUUUCUAAAGGUUCUUGCAGAUUCCAGCUAGAACAAGAUGUUCAAAGGCUUCAAAAAUUGCUGCUAGGGGAGAUGGAAUUACAUGCUGUCCUUGAAAAUGCUGUGGAGCAUGCUGCUAUAACUUUAUCUGAUUUAUCCUGCCUUCCAAAUGAUGCUCAGGAACUAUUAUCCAAUAUUGCAACAUUGGAGACAACUGUUUCAAAACUUGAAGAGCAGAUGAUCUCUUUGCAUUUUCAGCUUAUUCAAGAAAGAAAUGAGAGAAGACUUGCCGAGUAUCGAUUGAAACAGUUACCUUCACAGCAACUGCUCAUCUGCUCUGCCGAAAAUGACACAAUAGAAGACACGCUUGUCCAGGAGAAGGUCUCUCGAGUAGCUUUUCAGCAUGUAGCUGCUGGAAAUUUCAAAAGUCAGAUUCCAGCCAAAGGCCUUUGGAACCACCCUAAUCAGCUUUCAGAGGAACUAGUCCGUUGUAUGAAAAACAUUUUUAUUUCUUUAGCAGAUUCUUCCAAUUUAUCCUACAAAUCUUCCUUAUUGGAAAAUAUUUGCUCUGCCUCUCCUGUUGGACAUCUUUCAAAUUCAUCAUCUUGGUCAGUAUCUGAGCCAUCAACAACUUUGUCAUGGGUGGAGAGCCCUCAAGGUGAUUUGGAAUGUAAUAGCGAGCUUUUAGCCAUGGGAAGUAUGUCUGAUCUAUACAAAGUUCGUGGAAAAUUAAGUUGGGCUGAUAUUGGAAAUUAUAGUUUAGCAACUGAAGUUUCAUGGAUGUCAGUCAAUAAAGAGCAACUUGAAUAUGCUGCCGGGGCACUUCAUGGAUUCAGAUUAUUGAUUGAGCAACUGGCAGAAGUAAAUCCGAUCCACCUUGAUGGCAAUGAGAAGCUGGCAUUUUGGAUCAACUUGUACAAUGCACUAAUCAUGCAUGCUUAUCUAGCAUAUGGAGUUCCAAGAAGUGACAUGAAGCUUUUCUCUCUAAUGCAAAAGGCUGCUUACACGGUUGGAGGGCACUCAUUCAGUGCUGCUUGCAUUGAGUAUGUAAUAUUAAAGAUGAGGCCUCCAGUCCAUAGGCCACAAACUGCUUUACUUCUUGCCCUUCACAAAUUGAAGGUAUCUGAUGAACAGCGAAAAUUCUCCAUUGAGACAUCCGAACCACUUGUUGCAUUUGCUCUGAGCUGUGGAACAUACUCUUCACCUGCGGUAAAGAUUUACAGCCCCAGAAAUGUGAGAGAGCAGCUCCAAGAGGCUCAGCGCGACUUCAUUCGUGCAUCAGUUGGAGUCAGUAACAAAGGGAAGCUUCUGGUUCCAAAGAUGCUUCAUUGUUUUGCCCGAGGAUUUGUUGACGAUGCCAGCAUAGCAAUCUGGAUAUCUCAUUUCCUUCCUCAGCAACAAGCAGCCUUUGUUGAACAAUGUAUAUCACGGAGGCGGCAGAGCUUUCUUGGAUCCCGAAAUUGUGGCAUCAUCCCUUUUGAUUCUCGAUUUCGAUACCUUUUCCUUCCUGAAAAGUUGCCAUAAUCUUUCGCUUUGAACAGCCCAUUUCAGACAAACCUUGAUCCGGGAAUCUGAUGAAGGAUAAUUCUACCAACCCAUUCUUAAACGUUACUGCUUGAGUUUUCAACACUGAUCUCAUGCUGAGUCCGUUCUCCAAGAGCUAACCUAUUCUGUUUGGUUAAUGCUUCUGUUGGUCUUCAUCUUGAAGACCUCACUGCUUGCUAAUAUGGUUGAAUUCUCAUAGCUCCAUAAUGCCGAUCUAUAAAGCUGGAUGUCUCAAGUGUAACAACAUGGAAGUGCAGUGGCCUAGAAAUAAGAAGGAGAAUGUUGCACAGUUGUGCCAGAAGGCAGUGUCUCUACAGGGGAUGGCGUGCAUACCUGUGUUUCAGGUUGGAAAUGAUGUGUUUUUCGGAUGAACUUUGAUUCCUAUCAGAGGGUCAUGUAUUUCCAGGCCAUGUCAAAUUAAAGAUUGUUCGUCUUUCUUGUCUAGCUGUUUGUGGAAUUUGAUAAAGUUAUGUUCCUCUUGUUUACUUGUAAGUGCAAAAAGAACUUAACCUUC